Molecule: messenger RNA, 6657 nt
Organism: Lacerta agilis (Sand lizard)
Lineage: Eukaryota; Metazoa; Chordata; Lepidosauria; Squamata; Lacertidae
Product: KIAA1549 ortholog
Exons: 21
Coding region: 106-6081 (1991 amino acids)
Source: RefSeq, a predicted model, not a curated record
GAGGUGGGGGGUUCUGCCUCGGCUUGGAGAGCCGGGGAGGGGGGCGCCUCGCUGUAACCCCCUCCCCAUGCCUCUGACGCCCGCCCGCCUGCCUGCCGGUGUUGGAUGCUCCAAGGAGGAAGCGGGGAGGCCACCCGGCUCUUUCUUCUGGGGGGUGCGCGGGGUGGCCGAGAUGAUGACUUGAUGCUUGGCUUUGCCAUGGAUGGGAUGACAUGCUUCAUGGUUGCCUUGGUCACGCUGCUGCUCUCUUGCCCGGGUCCACCUUGGUGCGUUGCCCGCCGCCUGGUGCUUUCGACGGGUCUACCAGUUCUGCUGCCUCUGCUGCUGUCUCUGCCGGCCUCUCUGGCUUCCCCGGUAGCAGAUGACAUAUAUUUGGAACAGCAGAAUAUUUCUUCUCUUUUGCCGAGUCAAAGCACCAUGGGCAGCAUGACCCCCGAAGCCUUAACAAAAAGCACAAUGGAUCCCAAGGCAAAUAGUGUGUUUCCUGAGGGGUUGUCGUCACCUGUUACCUCCCCUGAGGUGACCUCAUCGGACCAAGAAGGAACAAGCAUAGUCUCAGCUGGACAAAAUGUACCACUGUUGGAUACUUCGGUAACAAACAACGAAGCAGUCUUAAGUAAUGAUAGAUUGAUCAGCUCCUUUCCAAAUGCACAACAAACCCCUUCAUUGAAAUCUUUUACAGAGGACUAUCAUUCAGGUUCCUUCCCAGUGAAAGCAACAAAAGAAUCCUUGCAAACUUUGCUGUUAGCACCUUCAUUACCUGCCAUCUCCUCGCUGGACUACCUGGAAACAUUGCAAACAACAUUGCAAAGGGCUGCCUCUGUCCCUCACGUUCCUCUGCCCUCUUCAAAGCCUUUUGACAUGGCAGAUGUAACUCUGACUCCAAGCAGAGAGUUGCUGAUGUCCUCUACGUACUUAAGUUCUGUUGCAUCUGAGGCAGUGGAUGCAAUGGUUGGAAAAGGAAGAGAGAGUUUGCUGUUUUCUGCGCAAUCCUCAGCAUCUUUGCUUUCAGAUACUACUGCGAAGGGGUCAUCCUUAUUCCUGAGGCAGCUCGGUGAGGUUGCCCAAAUUAUGCCAGACAUUUUGACAAGUACUGACACACACAUGGAAGCUCACUAUAGUAUUAAUAGCAGUAGUGUUACAGGAACUCUAAGAAGCUCGUCUGUCCUGAACAUUUUGAACGAAUUUCCUGUUUUGUUAACUAACACAGGGACUGAUAUGCUUUCAGCUCUGCUUCCUUUUGUUUCUCCCCCUGCUGCCCCAGCUACACUUUUGACUGUCUCCAGUAGUUCUUUUAAUGAGGAAUUGUUUGCACACGAGCUUUCCUUUCAAUUAUCCAGAAGUACAGCAUCAGUUUUGCCUGACGGUUCAGAGAAACAAACUCAAGUUGAGUUCUUCAGUGACGUCUCAAGCCCAGUGCCUUCCACUAGACCAUAUGCUUCAUGUUCUUACUGUGACUUCACCUCAGUUCUCUCAGAGCCAGUCUUUUCAGUGGCACCUUCAGAAAAUGAUGUGGGCUCAGGUGAUUAUGUUGAGACACCAUCAUUCACGGCCUCUGAGGUAAAAGGUGUUGCUCCACUUACAUCCAUAGUUAGUGACUUUUAUGACCUGCAAGAGCCUCCUCCUGAAGUCUUCGAUACUACUUUCCCCUCAAGACCUGUUGUUUCAUUCUCUUCAAGGUUUACAGAAAUCUCCAUGUCAAAUGCUGUGGACAUUAGCCUUAAAAACAUAAUAUUUACAUCAGUUUUCCCUUCCUAUGGCCGGUCUUCUGAAAUAACAUCAUUGGAGAGUGUUCCUGUCAGCUUUCCCUACUCUGUAACUGAAAUGGUUAUGUCUAGUGCUGUAGAACUAUCCUCUCUCCUUGCCACGGUUCUCCCUGAAUCUGCCUUCACCGAAAAUGUGAACACACCAUCCAUGACAAUCAGGAACUCAAGUCUGGAAAUAUAUGGAUUAAUGCCAUCAGAAUCUACCGUUUUCCUUAGCAAAACACUUGUGGGUUUUCCCACAGAAGAGCCCGUUGUAAAUAGAUCAGACAUUCCAUCCAGCCUUCCAUUAACACCUUUUCCCUCUGAGCCAAAUGGCUUCUCACAUUUGUCAUCUACUAGAGCCACAUCUUUCUUGAUAAUGCCAAGUGAUUUGACAACAUCUUUACCUCGUGUUUCGCCGACAUUCCUUCCGUCAUCUGUGUUUCUCGACAGUUCGUCUAGCUGGGGUUCAGCUGAGCUCCCAGCUGUUGACAUCACAAGCGUAGUGGCAUCCCAGACUUCUUCAUGGCAAACUUCAUUUUUUAAUUUGAACUCAUCUUCCGUUUCAGUCACACAUAGUUCUACAACUGUGCCAUCAUCAAGUCUCUAUACUAGCUCUAUGCUACUGGAACCAACAUCAAUCUUAGUGAUGGAAACUGAAUUUUAUUUUACCUCACCUUCCACACAAGCUACCUCUCAGUUUGAGUCAUCACCCAUAGCUAUUGAUGCAACCGUCCCUACACUGGUGCUUCCCACCUCUGUCCCAGAGCCUGUUUUCACCAGCAAUAUAUUGGAGGAUGAAACACAUGCGACCUCGUGGUUCACCUCGUUGCAGACAACCCCCAUCUUGACAUCCUCAUCCCUUUUAUCUACUAUUACCACAACUACUGUUGAGGAUGCUGGUGCUACUGUUAACCUCGCCUCAGUUUCUUCAUUUACUGAGGCAACUGAGACCACAAUGUUUUUUAGAACUACCCCUUAUAUGCCACCGUUGGCUAAGGAUGUGAGCAGUGUUACCGCUUCCGCUACUGAAUCAGUGGCCAUGGUGUCUUCAUCUGCACCUGCAGUGAUGCCUCCAUCUGUGAUGACCUCUGUUGAAUCUGGAGCUCUAACAAGAACUACUAGUGUAACUGAGUUUACCAGCAUGACAAUCUCUACUGCCACCACCUCUAGCAGCACAAUAGGCCUUUUGACAACUACCAGCAGUACACCAAGCUCUUCUGCAGCACCUACCACUUCCGCUCUGGUCACGACUCCAGAAGUUACAGUGGCAACCAUUCCAGCUACCAUUCCAGCAACCAGACAGCCCUAUGUUUGUGACAUCACAGUCCCUGAUAAAUAUAUAGUGAAAGCCGUUCUAGCUCGGAAACCUAUAGUAGAGAACAUCAGCGAAUCCAUCAAAGAGAUCCUGAGAGCUGAAUUUAGGAGGCUUGUUGAAUUGGAGGUUUAUAGGUUUUCUCCCAAAUUCUCGUUUCUGGUGACCUCGGGUCCUUUUGUUUACACGGCAAUUGCUGUCAUCAAUGCUCUUGUGGACAGCAGCCUUCUACGCGGGCAGGUACCUCUCAUCUCAUCGCUACAACCUUCUUUCCCUGUUCCAGACCGCAAGUUCCAGGUGCAGACUGUGCUUCAGUUUGUGCCUCAAAGUGUUGACGUUAGGUUCUGUAACUUCAGCCAGCACAUUGAAAAAGGGCUGACCAUUGCAUUUGGGGAGGUGAGGAAACAUCACCAGGGUAUUUCCAACUUCAGUGUUCAGAUACUGAAUAUAACCCUGGGUAAAUCUAGAGCAGUGUUUCGGCAGGGCCCUGUGCAAAUUGUUUUUGCCAUCCAAGAGAAACACAGAUUCUUGAACGGGUCUGAAGUGAGUGAGCUGCUAAGGAACCUCUCUGUGGUGGAGUUCAGUUUCUACAUGGGCUUCCCUGUGCAACAGAUUGCAGAACCUGUUUAUUACCCUCAGUUGAAUACAACUCACUUGAUGAAAUCUUCCUGGGUAAGAACAGUUGUCCUUGGUGUCGUCAACCAAAAAAUUCAAGAGGAAGUUUUCCAGGCUGAGAUGGAGCGGAAGUUAGCCCAGUUGUUAAGUGAGGCCUUGGGCAGAGGGCGGAUAUGGAAAAGGGCGACUUUUGCUGGAAACAACGUUGUGCAGAUCGUGAACGUGUCACGCAUAGAGGAAGCCGACAGCCCAGUUAUGCUGGUGUAUUUUGUGGAGGACCAAGAUGGAGAAAGGCUCGGCGCUGUGAAGACAUCUGACCUGAUUAACAGAGUCGAUAUUCAGAGGGCUGCCAUUAUUCUAGGAUACCGCAUUCAAGGCCCAGUGGCCCAGCCUGUGGACAGAGUCAAAGAGUCACCUCCAGAGUCGCAGAACAACCUCUGGAUUAUUGUUGGCGUUGCAGUCCCGGUAGCUGUGGUGCUGCUGAUCAUCAUCAUUUUAUACUGGAAGCUCUGCCGCUCUGACAAGCUGGAAUUUCAGCCGGACACCAUGAGCAACAUUCAGCAAAGACAGAAGCUGCAAGCCCCCAGUGUGAAGGGGUUUGAUUUUGCAAAGCAGCAUUUAGGGCAGCACAACAAAGAUGACAUCCUGAUCAUACAUGAGCCAACUCCUCUACCGGGACCAAUUAAGGACACCACACCCUCCGAAAACGGUGACCUGCCGAGCCCUAAAGCAAAGAUCUCUUCAAAGCCAUCCAAGAAUGUCCGACACAGAGGGAGAGUUUCCCCGUCAGAUGCAGACUCCACAGCAAGUGAGCAGUCCAGUGGCCGAGAAACAGGAGAAGGGCCUGCAAGACCACAGAUAGCUGCAAAUGAAGUCAAGCCACACAGAGUCAACAAGUCUGGAGUAAACCGAGUGGCCCCUCCGCAGAUCAGCAAUGGAACAGAGCAACACUCUUCAGCCUCCAUCUUUGAGCAUGUGGACAGAAUGUCACGUUCCUCGGAGGUCAGCCGAAGGGUUCCUAGCAAGAUCCAGUUGAUUGCCAUGCAGCCAAUUGCAGCACCUCCAAUUCAGAACCAGCCACUCGCUGACCGAGUAGCAGAGACCAACAAGAUUAACAAGGAGAUACAAACAGCUCUGAGGCAUAAAUCUGAAAUUGAGCAUCAUCGCAACAAGAUCAGGCUUCGAGCCAAGCGCAAAGGACACUAUGAGUUUCCGAUUGUGGAUGAUAUGGUUAUCAUCGACACCAAAGAGCAGCAGAGAAUGUACCGCAAGGCACAGAUGCAGAUAGACAAGAUCUUGGACCCUGGAGGCAAUAUGCCUACUGUCUUCAUAGAACACAGGAAGAGUUCUCGAGCCAAACGUUCUCCGAAGCAGCGUCGGAGGCAUCAGAUUAAUGGAAGUCCUAUGGAUGCUGACAAGGACCGGCUAAUUACAACUGACAGCGAUGGGACUUACAAGAGACCCCCAGGAGUCAACAACUCUGCAUAUAUUUCUGAUCCUGACCUUCCUGCCGAACCCCAGACGCCUUCUUCAACUGAUUUGGGGAAGUACUCAGGCCUUCCCCCGCACCCUGCUCAAUAUAUCCCUCCUCAGCCAUCCAUUGAAGAGGCCCGGCAGACAAUGCAUUCUCUCCUGGAUGAUGCCUUCGCCCUGGUGGCCCCCAGUAGCCAAGCAUCCAAUUCUGCUGCCAUCACACACUCCGGAGGGUCGGCGGGGCAGCCAACAAACACUCCUGUUCGAGCAGCGAGGGACACUCCGAGCAGCCAGUGGGGGUCACCGUACGGUCCAACACACACAAGAUACAUGGAAUUUGGGAUGACUCCUCCAACAGCUCCAGGCCUGCUACAGAGGCAAAACCUGGGCCCCGGUUUCCUUCCCCCUGUCGAAUUAAUGCACCCAGACCAGCAACCUUCUGAUGUUCAGUAUUCCACAAGGGGGAUCUACCAGGAGGAAAUGCCAUCCGUGGCCCACCCGCGACCAGUUGGAAGCACCGCAGGUUCUCAGAUACAGCACCUCACUCAGGUGGGAAUUGCUAGCAGGAUCGGAGGUCAACAAGUGGAGAUCCCCUCAGGCAGAGCAGGGCAUGGCCAGCUGGGGGAACCCGGGUGGCCCCCGUAUCGUGGAGAGGAUGAAUAUGCUAGGAGAGAUGCAACACAUACGCCUGGACAUCAAGAAUAUUCCUCCUCACCAGUAUUCCAGAUGCAGAGGACUUCGGCCCGACAGCCCUCAGCUCCUCCUGUGCAGCUUCCACACAGCAACCACCAGGGCCCGGGGCUCUGCUACAACACCAGCUCCACUGAGGACCUGCAGCCGGGUCACUCGUCGGCCUCUCUCAUCAAAGCAAUCCGAGAGGAGCUCCUCCGCCUCUCUCAGAAACAGACCGUUGUGCAGAACUUCCACAGCUGAUUUGCCACGUCGUUGCAAAUCUGCCAAGUGUAUCUGCUUCCCGUGGAAGCUAGACUCACAGGAAAUCAGCAGGAGCCCUGUUCUUCUGUCAGAGGAAUGAGCAUGUACAAUACAAGAGAAAUGGGGCACGGUGAGAAAGAACUCUGCAGAAUUGGCAGCAGCGCAAGAGAGAAUUUUGUUCUUGAGGGUGAGGGAAACCUGGGAAGAUGUAACAAGCAUUGGGCCUGUGUGUCUUUGAAACAUCUUUGGUUGGGACUGUUCGUUUCGGUGACAGUUCUGGUCCAGAAGCCAAGCGCUGCUAGAGAUGGCAAAGCCCAUCCCCUAACAGAGCUUUGCACGAGACUCCUUGUUUGAGGAAGUGAAGUUCGCAAGAUGGAGUUAGCUGUUUUCUCGUGAGAGGCUGCAAGAGUCCAAUGGUUUCAAACACCCCCAAGAAGCUGGGCCGUGUGCGCUGCUGAUAAGUGUCACUCCGAAUACACAAGAAGCCGUGUUGAUCCUGUGCAAGCAAUUACUUUAAAGAAACCAUUGUUAAGACUCCACAAAUAAAAGACUUGGAGCCACCUGUUAACAAACCGG